AUGGCUCCAUCCGUCCUAUCCCCCGUUCCAAGCACCUUCGCCUCCCCCUUCUCCCCCAAGGUUCCUAGACGCACCUCUGGCUUUGCUGAAAGCGAUGCCGGCUCCAACUAUGGCAUGUCUCGCUCUAUCACCUCCCGGAGGGUGUCCUCCCGGCGGAUCGACCCACAAGAUAUUGAGUUCUCCCGGAAGCUGUCUCUAUUGCAGCGUCAGGGUGGGGACGAGCUGGGCAUGGUAAUGUCGGGUAACACAUUGGAUAUGGUUCUGUCCUGGAUUCAUGAUGAACGCUCCAUCAUUGUGCCUCCAGAGGGAAGCAGCUACGACAAAGUUCUUGGUUGGGCCCAGCUCUUCAUCAGCCGACUUCAGAGGUUCGAAGAGGCCAUCCACGGAUUCACUAAUGUCAGCGAGUUUGCUUUUCAAAUGGCCUAUGGAUACUGUCUUGUGCUUCUCAAGUUGGGCGACGUGAAUGCGUCCGCCUUGAUGACAUCGUUCGGCUUUUUCUAUAGUACCUCGACGACGCUCGGAAACCUUCUGGAGCGGACAGAGCUCUUCAGUGUGACUAAUGAAAUCCAGCGGCAGCUGGUGCAAGCUCUGGAGGACCUGGUCAACCUGGUCGCCAAUGUGUCGAGUCUUUUCCACCAGACCGUCUCGCGUCUGGGUGAGGAUGAGGAAUGGGAGUACAUCAACAUCUACGAAAAGUUCCCCACCGAGAUCCACCGGUUCCGCAAAUGCUGCGAGGAGAUUUCGGAGUCCAUGUGGCAGCAACAGCUCAAGGAGAUCGGCGAUGAAACCAAACUGGGGGACGUCAAGGCCGUCAGGUCAUGGCUCACACCUGAAGAUCGCGUACUUUCCAAUGUCGCCGAGACGGUCUCGCAUCUCGCCCACGACCGGGAGGAAAUGACCUGCCGCUGGGUCAAACCUUACCUCUUCGACUUCCUGACCAGCCAGAAAAAGGUCUUGUCCAUUGUGGGUAAACCGGGGUCCGGUAAAACUGUCCUGGCCUCCGUGAUUGUCGACAGCCUGCAACAUCCCAUCCGCGAUGUUCACUACAAGACCUUGUUCAUUCCCAUUAACGCCCGACUUCCCGCUGGAACUACCCCCCGCGCCAUCACAAAAGCGGUCCUCUCCCAGCUGUUCGAGAAGCGCAUUGGCAACGUUCAACUGCUCCAGAUCCUGACCGACUCACUUCAGCGUAGUCAGAAGGCCACGAAUGACAAUGACUAUGACAAUAUUCUGUGGAAUGCGCUGGAGCGUGCCCUGGUUGCUGCGUUGCAGAAUGCCAAGGAGCUGGUCAUCGUCGUGGAUGGUGUCGACGAGGCCUCUUGCGGUGAAUCCGUUCUUCUGCAAAAGCUGUCGGCGGCCACAACCGCGGGAACCAACGUCAAGCUGAUUGCUCUUGGGGCGCAAAAGCCCACCCCGGCACCGGGACACGUUGUUUUGUCCGUCACUGACGAGCGAAUCUUUGAGGAUAUUGCUACGGUCGUUCGGAGCCAAUUCCUCGAGAACAAGGAGAGCGUGGUCUUUCCAGAAUUAGAUGACUUCGACCAGGAGCCUAUCAUCGAGCGCAUCACUGAAGCAUCCAAGGGCUCAUUUCUCUGGGCUAAGCUCGCCUGCAAGCGCGUUCGUGUCGAAGACAGCCUCGAAAAUAUCCACAAGACCCUGGAUGCCAUUAUCAGCAAUAAGACGACCGUCGCCGACUUUGUUCUCCAAACUGUGCAGCAGAAGGGCGUGACUGAUGAGGCUCGCUUGAUGUUGCUCUGGCUUGCGACGGCCGACCGUCCUCUCAUGGUCAAGGAAAUCCAGACAUUGUCUUCCAUCCAGGUGGACAAGCUUACAAUCACCGAGGGUCACCACGCCGACCCCUUGCGAGUCCUGAGGCCUGUCAAUUCCCUCGUGUAUGUUCAGGACGGCCAGGUGUACCUGCGCCACGGCCUUGUUCGCUCUGCCGUCCUGGAGGUGUUCUCCAAGGGAAAGCUCGUCCCAACCAUCAAGGACAGACACGCCGACUUUGUAACUAGGCUGUUGAUCUACAUCAAGUCUAACGUCACCGAGCCCCAGGGCAAGGAGCCGUCAAUUGCUCCCCUCAAUGGUUACGAGACCGACUCGCUUCUAAGCCGGUACCCCCUACUUGACUUUGCCAUUCGCUACUGGGUUUCGCACCUCCGACAAACGACCAUCUUCAGCAGUCAGGGUGAAGUAGCUGCGGCAAAAGAGUUCGGUAAGGUGUUUCCGGCUUCAAUCACGGUCCUGCUGCUCCAGAGAACUGUCUGGGCAAACAGGCCUACGCCGGAGCUGUUGACUCUGCAGACCACGAUCUCGACACUAUACCGCCAGCUUCUGACCCCCAACAACCGUGUGACACUGCAGUCCAUUAUCAACUUGGCUCUGUUCUAUCGCGAUGUUGAAUACUUCCCCGAGUCCAUUCCCUUGCUCUUUGAGGCUACCACACUUAGUCGUACUCUGCUUAGCACCAGCCCCUCCUUCACCGCACAGUUGGCCACCUUCUUCCUCGACCUCACCGUGACUCGUACAACCGAGACAAAGACGGAGAUUAUGACUAAGAGGGAGGAGACUCUUCUGCUUCUGGUGGACUGCUACACCAAGCUCUAUGGCGAGACGCACAAGACCGUGAUCACCACUCGCGAGCAGCUUGUCAAGCACUACCAGACCAUCAAGGAGUUUCAGAAGGCCGAGGAAAUUGUCAGGCACAUCAAGAUCAUUACCACUGGCGAGCAGAGCUCGGAGUCUCGCGAGUUCCACGGCGAUUGGGGUGUGCGCGUUCGCGGCCAGCACCGCAAGGUCAUCCGGACCAGAAUCAACGACUUCUUGGAGGCAGAGGAGCACGACGAGCUGAUUGAGCGGUCGGAGCUGUUCGAAUUCGAGUCCUUGAUGAAGCGGGCCGAGCAGUAUACUGGGGAGGGAAAGUUUGAGCUCGCGGAACGUACCUACGUCGAAAUCUGGCAGCAUGUGAGCAGGGAGUGCCGCGCGAACUACUCCUCCCUCUGGGAAGAGCGGAAGAUGCUUUCUGUUCUGGCCUACUCCAAAUUCCUGAAGACGCAGAAGAGGGAAUAUGAGGCCUCAUCGAUUCUGUCAAGUGUCUGGCAGGAGUAUGAGCAGACUAUCAUGUCUGCUUCCGAGACCUCUGUCGCGUACUUCCAGGAGAUUGCCAAGGUCAUGAAGACUGUGAACCUGUCUACCCUGGCUCUGACUGUCUUCAAGCGCUGCUCCGAGUACUACAAGUCCACCAACCGGACUCAGACAUCGUCCUACAAGGAGGUCCAGGAGAGCAUCCAGACCACGUCCAAGGAGGUGAUGCAGUCCUUCAGCUCGUCCACGAGUGUUACCUCGGAGACAACCCUGGAGGAAAUGGUGUAUGAAGCCUCCACUUCGAUUACCACAAUCGACCAGACGUCCUUCGCCGCAACUUCAAGCCUCAUUGGCUUGUAUGUUGAGCAGCACCGCUGGCAGGAUGCGACUAGGGUGAUCAAGAAGGUACUUCAUGGUGUCUGGCCGACCCUUUUCGCCCCGACCCUGCAAGAUGUCACUCUUCCCGAGAAGCACGUGGAGAACUGCAUUCAGCUUGCCGAACGUCUGAGCAGGUGCUACUACGCUCGUCGUCGUGUGACCAAGGAGGAAGACAUCCGAGUCAGAAUCUACCACGCCCUGCGGUCCGAGCGGAAGGUCGAUGACAAGCUCAGAGAGCGCAUCACCGACGAGCUGCUGCGCCUGUUUGAGCGUACAUCUCAGGACGACAAGAUCAUCAACCUUCACCAGGAGCUGUUGAAUGAUUACACUAAGCACUAUGGCCCUGAGCAUGCUGUUGUGAUCAAGACUCUGUGGACCCUGGCGAAGCUUACUCGUCCUCGCCCGAUCUUUGUUGACUACUACCUGCAGAUUGUUCGCACCUUGAACAAGGAAUCCCCGACAUGCCACCCCGAGGCAUUCGAGCCUCUGGUUAUCGUUGCGACCGAACUCUGGAACCAGGGUCGCUAUUCCGAUGCUGUGCACUACUACAAGAUCAUUUUCACCACCUUUCUCAGCCAGCCUAAGCAGAGCCCCAAGCUGCAGAACCAGACCUUCGUGCAGGAAAUCUUCACCCGGUAUACCCACUGCCUUCGCAGUGUUCGCACCGAGUUCUCUGUGCUGCACCAGGUCACCGUUGAGUACCACAAGACGGUCAAGACCGUGUUUAGUGCAACCGCUUCAAUCAGCCUCCAGGCGACUCUCACACUCGCGAAGCUGUGCCAGGAGUCCAAGCGCUACGAGCUCCAGGCGAUUACUCUGUACGAGGAGUUGCUUAAGACCAAGUCCGAGGAGCUUGAUCUCCACGAGAUCUCCGGCACCCUGGAAGCCAUCUACGAGGAACAGGCGGCGAUUGUGACUUCCACCAAGUCCGAGACUGUGUCUUCCACCCAGAUUGAGCGUGCUGUCAAGGUCCUGAGGAGCCGCAUCAACACUGUUCGGGAGACCCACGGCUGGGCCCACGAAGAAUCACUUUCGAAGAUGCAGCAGAUGAUCAGCUUCUACACCGAGCGCAAGGAGACCGACACCGUGGUGCAGGAGCUCAAGCAGGCGACUGUGCAGAUUCUCUCCUCGGAAACGUCUUCGACCCGGUUGAUCGCGGCUGCCUCCACCAUUGCUUCCAGCUACAUUGCAAGCAACCAGAUCACCAAGGCGACCGAGCUCACUCAGGAGAUCUACCGCCAGAUCGUCAUGAAGGACACUACCAACUCCAAGUCGGUGCAGUUCGACCUCUCCUCCAAGGAGCGCCAGAGCCUCACCUUCUUGGCGCAACUCGAGUACAGCCUUCGCCGCAGCUCGUCCACGACCAUCACGGAGAUCCUUGCCGCUCUGACGACCGAAUACGUCUACUUUGAAGAAUUCAGAGGCCAGCUCAAGUCCAAGACUAGCUCCAUCCACUCGGUGUCUGUAUCUACCGCGCGACUGUACCGUUUCCUGGUCACCAACAACCGCCAGACUGCCGCCACCCGGGUGUUUGAUGACUUUGUGAACUACUUCAUCGCCACCGAGGGUAAGCGGGUGAAGUUGACCCAGACCGGACAGGUGAGGAUCUUUGCCGAGACCAUCUUGCACCACUUCAGCACCCACCGCUCGGACGACUUUGUGCGCUCGAUUGGUAUUACUAGUAACGAGUACGUGGGGCAACUGUUGAAGAGCCAGAGAUGGGGCAGCGCCUGCGACCUGGCCUUGGCCUCGUUCCACUACAUCAAGGCCCACCAGGAGGUCUACCGCACCGUCGGCAUAGUCAAGUUCAUCUUCAACCUCGGUAUGAACAUUGCGGGCCGUGACCUUGUCGCUCGUCCUGACGAGGCAUCCCGGAAGAGGAUGAUCGAAGUCUCGGGCACCAUCCUCAAGGAUUCCCUCACCGUCAUCAAGGGCCUGAAGCUCGACAUGAGCGGAGUCAACUUUGAGCAGCUUAGCAAGCUGAUCGGACUUCUUGGUGAGCAGGGCGACUACGUCAACUUGGCGUGGAUCCUGACUGCUCUGUGGGACAGCCGUGAAGCGCACCGCAACUGGCCUCAUUACACUCUUGCCUUGGGCCACCGUCUCGUCAUCGCGCGGUUCCGCAUUGGCAAGCAGAAGGACGCACUUCGUUUGGCCGAGGACAUUGCUUACAAUUGCCGCCGUGUGCACGGAGCUCAGCACCCCAGCACCCUGGAGAUGUCUGUCCUGUUGACGCAGCUGUACACCAAGUUUGCCACGAGCCAGCAGGCACACAAGGAGCUGGCCAACCGCUACUACAAGAAGUCCGCCGCCGUGCACGAGGGCAUCCUGCGGGCGUUCUGCGACCCCGGAUAUGCCGACUUCGAGGGCGGUCUGGAGGCCAGCCUGAGCCAGGAUGGAUCGGUGUACGAGGUUGAGACGCGGGCCAGCGCCAACGGCGGCUUCUCCGAGGGCGACCAGGUGCGCCAGCACCUGCAGCUGUUCAAGCUCGCGGUGGAGCGUCUGGGUGAGUGGCCCGGCGACUACGAGGACUACAACCGGCUGAACGCGUCCGUGUUCAAGGAGUUCCCCAAGUCGCUGGAGGGCGUCGAGGGAGUUGAGAAGUGGAACCUGAAGGCUUUCGGGUCUGGCAAGGCCGAGAGCAACGACGACGUAUUGAACUUGGAUCUGCAGUCUUGGGAUAUUCUUGAUACCCACCCAAGCGCUGUGGAGGCCGAGGAGGAGUUGUAACGACUGUUAUUCCAUCCAUGUUGACUGUUUGAUUGUGUUAUGAAUACCGGAUUCCCUGCUUUGGUUGUGCUUUCUUUCUACCACUAUCACUAAUUGGUUUCCUUGCUGUCUCAUCAAUACACACUCGUUGGU
Molecule: messenger RNA, 6324 nt
Organism: Aspergillus heteromorphus CBS 117.55
Lineage: Eukaryota; Fungi; Ascomycota; Eurotiomycetes; Eurotiales; Aspergillaceae
Product: NACHT domain protein
Exons: 4
Coding region: 1-6192 (2063 amino acids)
Molecular function (GO): protein binding
Source: RefSeq, a predicted model, not a curated record